Malus domestica (apple) is the source of this 1718-nucleotide messenger RNA. RefSeq names its product guanine nucleotide-binding protein subunit beta-1. Gene Ontology annotation, molecular function: signaling receptor complex adaptor activity; protein binding. Gene Ontology annotation, cellular component: cytoplasm; heterotrimeric G-protein complex. Gene Ontology annotation, biological process: G protein-coupled receptor signaling pathway. The record is from RefSeq and is a predicted model, not a curated record. Lineage: Eukaryota; Viridiplantae; Streptophyta; Magnoliopsida; Rosales; Rosaceae.
CAGGUCACAGCUCUCUCUCUCUGACAAAAUCUCAGAGACUCGUUCAGAGACGAGACCACAAACCAACGACCCUCUUCUCCUUUUCACCUUUCACCGUACUUCCUCGUGAGUUCGAGCUUCCAAUUGAAAUCCCAGUAGCAGAAAUGGAAACCCUAAUUUCGCUUUGAAUCGGAGGCCUCUUUCGACUUCCGCUCCAUGACCGAAUCCUGAGCUCGAAUUCCGAGCAAUGUCAGUCGCGGAGCUCAAAGAGCGCCACGUGGCGGCCAGCGACACCGUCAACUCGCUCAGAGAGCGGCUGAAGCAGAAGCGCGCUUCCUUGCUGGACACAGAUGUGGCUGAGUAUGCAAGGUCACAGGGGAAGACUCCGGUCACAUUUGGCCCCACCGAUCUCGUAUGCUGCAGAACCUUGCAAGGUCAUACAGGAAAGGUGUAUUCGUUAGAUUGGACCUCUGAAAAGAAUCGAAUUGUCAGUGCAUCUCAAGACGGGCGUUUAAUAGUGUGGAAUGCACUAACAAGCCAGAAGACUCAUGCCAUAAAACUACCUUGUGCAUGGGUCAUGACUUGUGCUUUCUCACCGACUGGUCAAUCUGUUGCUUGCGGUGGUCUUGAUAGUGUUUGCUCUAUUUUCAACUUGAAUUCCCUGUGUGACAAGGAUGGGAAUCUACCUGUAUCAAGAACACUUAGUGGGCAUAAGGGUUAUGUUUCCUCCUGUCAAUACGUUCCAGAUGAGGACACUCACCUGAUUAGUGGAUCUGGAGAUCAAACGUGUGUUUUAUGGGAUAUUACUACUGGACUCAGGACUUCAGUUUUUGGAGGUGAAUUUCAGUCUGGACACACUGCAGAUGUACUGAGUGUGUCCAUCAAUCAAAGCAACUCGAGAUUGUUUGUGUCUGGUUCUUGUGAUACAACUGCCCGAUUGUGGGAUACUCGUGUUGCAAGUCGAGCAGUGCGGACGUUUCAUGGUCAUGAGGGGGAUGUUAAUGUGGUAAAGUUCUUUCCAGAUGGAAAUAGAUUUGGAACUGGCUCAGAUGAUGGAACUUGCAGAUUGUUUGACAUUAGAACCGGGCACCAGCUCCAAGUAUACCAUCAGCCACAUGGUGAUAAUGAUAUCCCACCUGUGAAAACCAUUGCAUUCUCAAUAUCAGGAAGGCUUCUCUUUGCUGGAUACACAAAUGGGGAUUGCUAUGUAUGGGAUACUUUGUUGGCAAAGGUGGUUUUGAACCUGGGAUCCCUCCAAAACUCACACGAGGCACAGAUUAGCUGUUUGGGUUUGUCAGCUGAUGGUAGUGCCUUGUGUACAGGAAGUUGGGAUACAAAUUUAAAGAUAUGGGCCUUCGGAGGGCAUAGGAAAAUAAUUUGAGCCAGUUACGGAGGCAGAUAUCUCCAUCUUCUGUAUCCUGAAUUUCGUCUUUUUCGCAGGCCCGUGGCUCUCAAUAUCCGUUGAUGAAGAUACUGGGUUUGAGAAACUAGAAUGUCCUGUAAUAUGUUGCUGCUUGUUGUAAGUUGUAACCCCACAUUGGAAAAACUGACAAUUUUAAUAUUGGGAGAAAGAAAAAGAUGUACAUUUGACGAAAACUCCGGCUUGAGAGACCGUCCCAUGUGCUUUCGGCCUGAAUAUAUUUCAUCUGUAGCUACCAUCUCCAUGUACCUUCCAUAAGAAUGUUGUAAACUUGUAAAUGACUCAUCUCUCAUCCAUGUAUGGUGUUUUUUCCUACUCU